UUCAGUGGGGCGCACGUGUUAGCGCGUUCUCCUCCACGUGCACCACACCACCAACGCGUCGUCCCUGCAGCUUCUACACGACUUCCAAAGAUCCCUCAAACUGUCAUUUGGCCGAAUCAACAUGGGCUUUCGCCUCUGCAUAAAACCACCGCUACAACCACACAGGCGGUGAAAACUCUGAAUCUAAUCCUUCGACCCUUCCAUCCGUUCGUUUCUCCGUUCUUCACAUCACGAGUCAUGCCUGCCAAAAGGAAACGACCGUACUCGAAUCUCGAUUUUACGCUGAGGAAGGUGUUCAAGAAGGCAAACUUUCGCCCAUUACAACGUGAAGUUGUCACAGCUACGUUGGAGGGUGAAGAUGUCUUCCUACAGGCAGCGACCUCUUUUGGAAAGAGUUUGUGCUAUCAGCUCCCCGCGGUGGUCGACUUUGGCAUCACCAUUGUGAUAUCUCCAUUGCUGGCACUGAUGAACAACCAAGUUGCCUCUCUGCGCAAUGCCAACAUUAGAGUCGAGACGAUCAACAGCACCACACCACAGGUGGACAAGAAAAGGAUCAUAGCUGACCUCCAAUGCGGUCAUCCUCUGACUCGCCUGCUCUAUGUAACACCAGAGUUCUGUCAGGGCGACAACUUCCGCAAGAUCCUACGAGUCAUCCACUCUCAAGGAGAACUGGCUCGCAUCGCUGUCGAUGAAGCCCAUUGCGUCAGCGAAUGGGGACACGACUUCCGCCCUUCGUUCCAGCAACUGUCAUUCUUCAAGAAGGAAUUCCCGGACGUACCGGUCAUAUGUCUGACAGCCACUGCAACAGCGCGUGUAAGAGACGACAUCAUCACCACGCUCGCCUUGGACCCGAAGAAGCUGAAAAUGUUCCGCAUGAGCACCAGCAGACCAAACCUUCACUACGAAGUCCGUUUUAAAUCCGACGCAGAGGACCACUACGACGACUUUAUCAAGUUUCUCAAAUCCAUUCACGCCCGCCGUGCGGCAAAUCCUGAGCGCGCCUCUCAACUAGCAUCUCAGAACCAGCGCUCAGACAACGUCCCAGGUAUCAUCUACACGUUAUUCCGCAAAGACUGUGAGUCCCUCGCCGCACGACUCCGCUCAGACGGCAUAGGCGCAAAGCCGUACCACGCCGGCCUCUCCGUCUCAGACCGUGCAGACGCGCUCUCAGGCUGGGUAGCCAACAAAGCCGGGUACGACGUCGUAGUCGCAACAACAGCCUUCGGCAUGGGAAUCGACAAAGAAAACGUACGUUUCGUAGUACACUGGCAGAUUCCCAAGUCCUUCGAAGGUUUCUACCAAGAAGCCGGUCGCGCAGGUCGAGACGGCAAAGCGUCGAUUUGCAUCUUAUACUACGGCCGCGAAGAUCGCGAUCGAGCUGCGCAUUCGCUGUCGAGAGAUAUUGCUCGUCAGCCUAAAGCAGGAACGGGAUUACAGGCUCAACAACAGCAGAUGACGCAUCGAGCGAAGAGUCUAGAGGCACUGGUGGGUUACUGUGAGACCACAAGCAAAUGUCGGCAUAAGCUCAUUGCCAAGUAUUUUGCGGAUGAGGAGACGCCAGAGUGUGACUUUGCGUGUGAUUGGUGUAAGGAUGCGGAGGCGUUGGUGAGGAGGAAGGAGGGUGGGUUGGCGAGUGAGGAGUGGUGUAGUACGCAGAGGGAAGCAGGGAGGUAUGAUAUUGAUGAGUAUGACUGAGGUGCUGUGUUCAUAAGGGAAAGAGUAUGGGGUUUGGAUGAGCAUUAGUAGGCGUUGGGAUAUAUCGUAUUUGCAUCUGUAGUUCAUUGUAUGUCAUGGUUCAUUCAUCGUGACUUCGUCUACGGACUGGCUU
Molecule: messenger RNA, 1828 nt
Organism: Alternaria rosae
Lineage: Eukaryota; Fungi; Ascomycota; Dothideomycetes; Pleosporales; Pleosporaceae
Product: P-loop containing nucleoside triphosphate hydrolase protein
Exons: 4
Coding region: 238-1695 (485 amino acids)
Biological process (GO): double-strand break repair via homologous recombination
Cellular component (GO): chromosome; nucleus; RecQ family helicase-topoisomerase III complex
Molecular function (GO): nucleic acid binding; 3'-5' DNA helicase activity; four-way junction helicase activity
Source: RefSeq, a predicted model, not a curated record